This is a messenger RNA of Anopheles funestus (African malaria mosquito), 696 nucleotides long. RefSeq names its product putative odorant receptor 71a. Gene Ontology annotation, molecular function: olfactory receptor activity; odorant binding. The transcript has 3 exons. Gene Ontology annotation, biological process: sensory perception of smell; detection of chemical stimulus involved in sensory perception of smell. Gene Ontology annotation, cellular component: plasma membrane. Lineage: Eukaryota; Metazoa; Arthropoda; Insecta; Diptera; Culicidae. The record is from RefSeq and is a predicted model, not a curated record.
AUGUUCGCCUAUCAAGUGGUUGGCAUGUACUUUCACAUGUGGAUCAAUAUAGCGAUAGACAUACAGCUGAUUUACUUUCUGGGAAUGAUCGGCAUUCAGCUAGAUUUACUUGGCAAACGGUUCCGCAUGAUACGCACCUCGGAACAAUUCGGGCAAUCGUUUGUGCAGCUAAUAAACCAAUAUCAAAAAGUGCAACGGUAACAGGCGGUGUAGUUUUGCUAUUACUUUGGAAACUUAAUUCAUCAUUCUGCUCUUUUUUUUUUGGCCAGGAUGACCCAAGACAUUGAACACCUGUUCUCACCUGCCUUCUUCGCCCAGUUCAGUGCCAGCGGGUUGGUCAUUUGUGCAACCGCGUACAAAACAUCCUCAAUGUUUAACGUGUACGAACUAACGGCUAUACAGAACCUACUCUACAUGCUUUCAAUGAUGUUUCAAAUGUUUUUACCUUGUCGGUUCGGCAAUGAGGUAACUCGUAAAAGUCAUAUCCUUCGCACCUCUAUCUAUAGCUCCACGUGGUACGAAAUGCGGCUGAAGCAUCGCAAAACGUUACACAUGUUGCUACAACGCAUGAACAAACCACUAACGCUGAAGGCGUAUUAUUUCUUCAACUACAAUUUACAAGCCUACACAACGACGCUUAAUAUGGCCUAUUCCGUGUAUGCGUUGUUGCAACGUAACGCGUUGAAAAAAUCCUAG